AUGUCAGAUACCCAUGCUUCCUGCUCAGCUCUUGUCGACCAAAUCAUUGUGGAAGAAACACCUCACGUUGACAGCAGCAACGACUCUCCUUCCACUACCACCUCCACCUCCAAUGCAAGCACUUCUCAGAAUGAAACCAACCGGGAGAAUACCAACAAGAACAACACCAGCAGCCACAGCAAUGCAACCAAUACAAUCAGCAAUUCAUUACCGCCAUUAUCCACAACUUCUUUCGGCAAUGACAACUACAACGACUCCUCAUCCAAUGAAUCUAUCUCUCCAUGUGAUUUGAUGGAAACAACCGACUCUACAGAGAACAACCGACUCACAGAUGACGAAUUCAUGAUCAUUACGCAAACCAUAUAG
Molecule: messenger RNA, 366 nt
Organism: Zychaea mexicana
Lineage: Eukaryota; Fungi; Mucoromycota; Mucoromycetes; Mucorales; Lichtheimiaceae
Exons: 2
Coding region: 1-366 (121 amino acids)
Source: RefSeq, a predicted model, not a curated record